AUGGCGUCUCGAAAGAAGGUCCUCCUCAAGGUCAUCAUCCUCGGCGACUCUGGUGUCGGCAAGACAUCGCUGAUGAACCAAUAUGUCAACAAGCGUUUCUCUUCGGCGUACAAAGCGACCAUCGGUGCAGACUUCCUAACCCGCGAGGUGAUGGUGGACGACCGACUCGUGACCAUGCAGCUGUGGGACACAGCCGGUCAAGAGCGUUUCCAAUCCCUCGGUGUCGCCUUCUACCGUGGUGCCGACUGCUGCUGUCUCUGCUACGACGUCAACAACGCCAAAUCCUUCGAGACGCUCGAUUCGUGGCGCGACGAGUUCCUCAUCCAAGCCGCCCCGCACGACCCCGAAAACUUCCCCUUCGUCGUGCUCGGCAACAAGAUCGAUGUCGAGGAGAGCAAACGCAUGGUCUCCCAGAAGAGAGCCAUGACGUGGUGCCAGAGCAAGGGCAACAUCCCUUACUUUGAGACGAGCGCAAAGGAGGCCAUCAACGUCGAACAGGCCUUUCAGACCAUUGCUAGGGCCGCACUGCAACAGGAGGCUGAGGCGGAGUUGUAUGCGGACUACCCCGACCCGAUCCGAAUCGACCAGGAUAACCAGCAGAGCGGCUGCAAUUGCUAG
Molecule: messenger RNA, 618 nt
Organism: Kalmanozyma brasiliensis GHG001
Lineage: Eukaryota; Fungi; Basidiomycota; Ustilaginomycetes; Ustilaginales
Product: Small GTPase superfamily
Exons: 2
Coding region: 1-618 (205 amino acids)
Biological process (GO): regulation of vacuole fusion, non-autophagic
Cellular component (GO): vacuole; phagocytic vesicle; fungal-type vacuole membrane
Molecular function (GO): GTPase activity; GTP binding
Source: RefSeq, a predicted model, not a curated record